This is a messenger RNA of Apodemus sylvaticus (European woodmouse), 8697 nucleotides long. It is a transcript of the gene Cacna1c, whose product is annotated as calcium voltage-gated channel subunit alpha1 C. The record is from RefSeq and is a predicted model, not a curated record. Lineage: Eukaryota; Metazoa; Chordata; Mammalia; Rodentia; Muridae. Gene Ontology annotation, biological process: calcium ion import across plasma membrane. The transcript is spliced from 49 exons. Gene Ontology annotation, molecular function: high voltage-gated calcium channel activity. Bases 542 to 7123 code for a protein of 2193 amino acids. Gene Ontology annotation, cellular component: membrane; voltage-gated calcium channel complex.
GCGGCGGCAGUGGCGGCGGCAGCGCUUCCCGCGGGCUCGCCCUCAGGUGUUCGCGGCUGCCGUCGCCGAAGAUCGCGGGUCCGGGCCUCGCAGCGAUCGCCCUGGGCGGGCCGGAGACGCCUCGGGCCCCCUGGUGGCUCGGGGUCCACCCGGCGCCGCGGGCCCGCCGCUCUUCCUCGCCUCGCCUUUGCGCCUCUUCUCGCUCUGCCUCUUCAUUUAUUAUUAUUAUCAUUUUUAUUUUCAAAUGGUGUAGCCGCCAGAGGUGCGGUGCUAAAUUCUUGGAAGGGGCCCGGAUGUACUGAGGAUGCAUUACAAUCUCACGAAAGGAGGCGGUAGUGGAAAGCAGCAGUUUUUGGUGUUUGGUGCAAUAAUGGGGAUCAGGUAAUCACCCGAAGGGAGCAAGAACCACUGCGGAUCCACGGCUUCCUGGAUUUACGCGAGAGCCACCGGCCUCGGAGGAGGGAUCCAUCCCGAGCUGCUCUCGGCUGUUGCUGCAUUUCUUCCUCUUUGUGGCUUCUCCUUUCCAAGCAGUUUUUGGCCAAUGGUCAAUGAAAACACGAGGAUGUACGUUCCAGAGGAAAACCACCAAGGUUCCAACUAUGGGAGCCCACGCCCAGCUCAUGCCAACAUGAAUGCCAAUGCAGCUGCGGGGCUCGCCCCAGAGCACAUCCCUACUCCAGGGGCAGCACUGUCCUGGCAGGCAGCCAUCGAUGCCGCCAGGCAGGCCAAGCUAAUGGGCAGUGCUGGCAAUGCAACCAUCUCUACCGUCAGUUCCACACAGCGGAAGCGGCAGCAGUAUGGGAAACCUAAGAAGCAGGGGGGCACAACUGCCACACGGCCGCCCCGGGCUCUGCUCUGCCUGACUCUGAAGAACCCCAUCAGGAGGGCAUGCAUAAGCAUUGUUGAAUGGAAAUCAUUUGAAAUAAUUAUUUUACUGACUAUUUUUGCCAAUUGUGUGGCCUUAGCAAUCUAUAUUCCCUUUCCAGAAGAUGACUCCAACGCCACCAACUCCAACCUGGAACGAGUGGAGUAUCUCUUCCUCAUCAUUUUUACCGUGGAAGCAUUUUUAAAAGUAAUUGCCUACGGACUUCUCUUCCACCCCAACGCUUACCUCCGCAACGGUUGGAAUUUACUAGAUUUUAUAAUUGUGGUUGUAGGGCUAUUUAGUGCAAUUUUAGAACAAGCAACCAAAGCUGACGGGGCCAACGCUCUCGGAGGGAAAGGAGCUGGAUUCGAUGUGAAGGCACUGAGAGCGUUCCGUGUGCUUCGUCCCCUGCGGCUGGUGUCUGGAGUCCCAAGUCUCCAGGUGGUCCUGAACUCCAUCAUCAAGGCCAUGGUGCCUCUGCUGCACAUCGCCCUUCUUGUGCUCUUCGUCAUCAUCAUUUACGCCAUUAUCGGCCUGGAGCUCUUCAUGGGAAAGAUGCACAAGACCUGCUACAACCAGGAAGGCAUAAUAGAUGUUCCGGCAGAAGAGGAUCCUUCCCCUUGUGCUUUGGAGACAGGCCAUGGGCGACAGUGUCAGAACGGGACCGUGUGCAAGCCCGGGUGGGAUGGGCCCAAGCACGGCAUCACCAACUUCGACAACUUCGCCUUCGCCAUGCUGACCGUGUUCCAAUGUAUCACCAUGGAGGGCUGGACCGACGUGCUGUACUGGGUCAAUGAUGCCGUAGGAAGGGACUGGCCCUGGAUCUAUUUUGUAACACUAAUCAUCAUAGGGUCAUUUUUUGUACUUAACUUGGUUCUCGGUGUUCUUAGCGGGGAGUUUUCCAAAGAGAGGGAGAAAGCCAAAGCUCGAGGGGAUUUCCAGAAACUUCGGGAGAAGCAGCAGCUAGAAGAAGAUCUCAAAGGCUACCUGGACUGGAUCACCCAGGCGGAAGACAUCGACCCCGAGAAUGAGGACGAGGGCAUGGAUGAAGACAAGCCUCGAAACAGAGGCGUUCCAGCGGGCUUGCAUGAUCAGAAGAAAGGGAAAUUUGCUUGGUUUAGUCACUCUACAGAAACCCAUGUGAGCAUGCCCACGAGUGAGACUGAGUCUGUCAACACUGAAAAUGUGGCUGGAGGUGACAUUGAGGGUGAAAACUGUGGAGCCAGGCUUGCCCACCGGAUCUCCAAAUCCAAGUUCAGCCGCUACUGGCGCAGGUGGAAUAGAUUCUGCAGAAGAAAGUGCCGUGCAGCUGUUAAGUCCAACAUCUUCUACUGGCUUGUGAUCUUCCUGGUGUUCCUCAACACCCUCACCAUUGCCUCUGAGCAUUACAACCAGCCUCACUGGCUCACAGAAGUGCAAGACACGGCCAAUAAGGCCCUCCUGGCCCUUUUCACUGCAGAAAUGCUCCUGAAGAUGUACAGCCUGGGUCUGCAGGCCUAUUUUGUAUCCCUUUUCAACCGUUUCGACUGUUUCAUUGUGUGUGGGGGCAUCCUGGAGACCAUCCUGGUGGAGACGAAGAUCAUGUCUCCCCUGGGCAUCUCUGUGCUGAGAUGUGUGCGGCUGCUCAGGAUCUUCAAGAUCACCAGGUACUGGAACUCCUUGAGCAAUCUUGUGGCGUCCCUGCUGAACUCCGUGCGCUCCAUCGCCUCCCUGCUGCUGCUCCUCUUCCUCUUCAUCAUCAUCUUCUCCCUGCUGGGGAUGCAGCUGUUUGGAGGGAAGUUCAACUUCGAUGAGAUGCAGACCCGCAGGAGCACGUUUGAUAACUUCCCGCAGUCUCUCCUCACUGUGUUUCAGAUCCUGACCGGGGAGGACUGGAAUUCGGUGAUGUAUGAUGGGAUCAUGGCUUAUGGCGGCCCCUCUUUUCCAGGGAUGUUAGUCUGUAUUUACUUCAUCAUCCUCUUCAUCUGUGGAAAUUAUAUCCUACUGAACGUGUUCUUGGCCAUUGCGGUGGACAACCUGGCUGAUGCGGAGAGCCUGACCUCUGCCCAGAAGGAAGAGGAAGAAGAGAAGGAGAGAAAGAAGCUGGCCAGGACUGCCAGCCCGGAAAAGAAGCAGGAGGUGAUGGAGAAGCCAGCAGUGGAGGAGAGCAAAGAGGAGAAAAUUGAGCUGAAGUCCAUUACAGCAGAUGGAGAAUCCCCACCCACUACCAAGAUCAACAUGGAUGACCUCCAGCCCAGUGAAAAUGAGGAUAAGAGUCCCCACUCCAACCCAGACACUGCAGGGGAGGAGGAUGAGGAGGAGCCAGAGAUGCCCGUGGGGCCACGCCCCCGGCCCCUGUCUGAGCUGCACCUUAAGGAAAAGGCAGUCCCUAUGCCGGAAGCCAGUGCAUUUUUCAUCUUCAGCCCAAACAACAGGUUCCGCCUGCAGUGUCACCGCAUUGUCAAUGACACGAUCUUCACCAACCUCAUCCUCUUCUUCAUCCUGCUCAGUAGCAUCUCUCUGGCUGCUGAGGACCCCGUCCAGCACACCUCCUUCAGGAACCAUAUUCUGUUUUAUUUUGACAUUGUUUUUACCACCAUUUUCACCAUUGAAAUUGCUCUGAAGAUGACUGCUUAUGGGGCUUUCCUGCACAAGGGCUCUUUCUGCCGAAAUUACUUCAAUAUCCUGGACCUGCUGGUGGUUAGCGUGUCCCUCAUCUCCUUUGGCAUCCAGUCCAGCGCAAUCAAUGUUGUGAAGAUUUUACGAGUGCUGCGAGUCCUCAGGCCCCUGAGGGCCAUCAACAGGGCCAAGGGGCUAAAGCAUGUGGUUCAGUGCGUGUUUGUGGCCAUCCGGACCAUUGGGAAUAUUGUAAUUGUCACCACUCUGCUGCAGUUUAUGUUCGCCUGCAUUGGGGUCCAGCUCUUCAAGGGAAAGCUCUAUACCUGUUCGGAUAGUUCUAAACAGACGGAGGCAGAAUGCAAGGGUAACUAUAUCACAUACAAAGAUGGAGAGGUUGAUCACCCCAUCAUCCAGCCUCGAAGCUGGGAGAACAGCAAGUUUGACUUUGACAAUGUUCUGGCAGCCAUGAUGGCCCUCUUCACCGUCUCCACCUUCGAAGGGUGGCCAGAGCUGCUGUACCGCUCCAUUGACUCCCACACAGAAGACAAGGGCCCCAUCUACAACUACCGUGUGGAGAUCUCUAUCUUCUUCAUCAUCUACAUCAUCAUCAUUGCCUUCUUCAUGAUGAACAUCUUCGUGGGUUUCGUCAUUGUCACCUUCCAGGAGCAGGGGGAGCAAGAGUACAAGAACUGUGAACUGGACAAGAACCAGAGACAAUGUGUGGAAUAUGCCCUCAAGGCCCGACCCUUGCGCAGGUACAUCCCCAAGAACCAGCACCAGUACAAGGUGUGGUAUGUGGUCAACUCUACCUACUUCGAGUAUCUGAUGUUCGUCCUCAUCUUGCUCAACACCAUCUGCCUGGCCAUGCAGCACUAUGGCCAGAGCUGCCUCUUCAAAAUUGCCAUGAAUAUACUCAACAUGCUUUUCACCGGCCUCUUCACAGUGGAGAUGAUCCUGAAACUCAUUGCCUUCAAACCCAAGGGUUACUUUAGUGAUCCCUGGAAUGUUUUUGACUUCCUCAUCGUCAUUGGGAGCAUAAUUGAUGUCAUUCUCAGUGAAACUAAUCACUAUUUCUGUGAUGCAUGGAAUACAUUUGACGCCUUGAUUGUUGUGGGUAGCAUUGUUGAUAUAGCAAUCACCGAGGUACACCCAGCUGAACAUACCCAAUGCUCUCCCUCUAUGAGUGCAGAGGAGAACUCCCGCAUCUCCAUCACCUUCUUCCGCCUCUUCCGGGUCAUGCGCCUGGUGAAGCUGCUGAGCCGUGGGGAAGGCAUCCGGACCCUGCUCUGGACCUUCAUCAAGUCCUUCCAGGCCCUGCCCUAUGUGGCCCUUUUGAUCGUGAUGCUGUUCUUUAUCUAUGCAGUGAUUGGGAUGCAGGUGUUUGGGAAGAUUGCCCUGAAUGACACCACAGAGAUCAAUCGGAACAACAACUUCCAGACGUUCCCCCAGGCUGUGCUACUGCUCUUCAGGUGUGCCACUGGGGAGGCCUGGCAGGACAUCAUGCUGGCCUGCAUGCCGGGCAAGAAGUGUGCUCCAGAGUCUGAGCCCAGCAACAGCACGGAAGGGGAGACCCCCUGUGGCAGCAGCUUUGCUGUCUUCUACUUCAUCAGCUUCUACAUGCUCUGUGCCUUCCUGAUCAUCAACCUCUUUGUAGCUGUUAUCAUGGACAACUUUGACUACCUGACUAGGGAUUGGUCUAUCCUUGGUCCCCAUCACCUGGAUGAAUUCAAGAGAAUCUGGGCGGAGUAUGACCCUGAAGCCAAGGGUCGGAUCAAACACCUGGAUGUGGUAACCCUCCUCCGUCGAAUUCAGCCCCCAUUGGGUUUUGGGAAGUUGUGUCCUCACCGUGUGGCCUGCAAACGCCUGGUGUCCAUGAACAUGCCUCUGAACAGCGAUGGGACAGUCAUGUUCAAUGCUACCCUGUUUGCCCUCGUCAGGACAGCCCUGAGGAUCAAAACAGAAGGGAACCUAGAACAAGCCAAUGAGGAGCUGCGGGCCAUCAUCAAGAAAAUCUGGAAGAGGACCAGCAUGAAGCUGUUGGACCAGGUGGUGCCCCCUGCAGGUGAUGACGAAGUCACAGUGGGCAAGUUCUAUGCCACCUUCCUGAUCCAAGAGUAUUUCAGGAAAUUCAAGAAGCGAAAAGAGCAGGGGCUGCUGGGGAAGCCCUCCCAGAGGAACGCCCUGUCCCUCCAGGCUGGCUUACGCACCUUGCAUGACAUUGGACCUGAGAUCCGGCGGGCCAUCUCUGGGGAUCUGACUGCUGAGGAGGAGUUGGACAAGGCUAUGAAGGAGGCGGUAUCUGCUGCCUCCGAAGAUGACAUCUUCAGGCGGGCUGGAGGCCUGUUCGGCAACCACGUCAGCUACUAUCAGAGUGACAGCAGGGGCAACUUUCCUCAGACGUUCGCCACCCAGCGCCCUCUGCACAUCAACAAGACGGGGAACAACCAAGCUGACACCGAGUCACCGUCCCAUGAGAAGCUGGUGGACUCCACUUUCACCCCCAGCAGCUACUCAUCCACAGGCUCCAAUGCCAACAUCAACAAUGCCAACAACACUGCCCUGGGCCGCUUCCCCCAUCCCGCUGGCUACUCCAGCACGGUCAGCACUGUUGAGGGCCACGGGCCUCCCUUGUCCCCUGCUGUCCGGGUACAGGAGGCAGCUUGGAAGCUCAGCUCUAAGAGGUGCCACUCCCGAGAGAGCCAGGGGGCCACAGCGAGUCAGGAGAUGUUUCCAGAUGAGACCCGCAGCAUGAGGAUGGGUGAAGAGGCCGAGUACUGCAGUGAGCCCAGCCUGCUCUCCACAGAUAUACUCUCCUACCAGGACGAUGAAAACCGACAACUGACCUGUCCAGAGGAGGACAAGAGAGAGAUCCAGCCAUCUCCAAAGAGGAGUUUCCUUCGCUCUGCCUCUCUAGGACGAAGGGCCUCCUUCCAUCUGGAAUGUCUAAAGCGACAAAAGGAUCAAGGGGGAGACAUCUCUCAGAAGACAGCCCUUCCCCUGCAUCUGGUUCAUCAUCAGGCGUUGGCAGUGGCAGGCUUGAGCCCCCUCCUGCAGAGAAGCCAUUCUCCUACCACAUUCCCCAGGCCGUGCCCCACGCCCCCUGUCACUCCAGGCAGCCUCCACGGCAGGCCCCUACAGCCCAUCCCUACCCUACGGCUGGAGGGGGCGGAGUCCAGCGAGAAACUCAACAGCAGCUUCCCGUCCAUCCACUGCAGCUCCUGGUCUGAGGAGACUACAGGCUGUAGUGGGGGCAGCAGCAUGGCCCGGAGAGCUCGGCCCGUCUCCCUCACCGUGCCCAGCCAGGCUGGAGCUCCGGGGAGACAGUUCCAUGGCAGUGCCAGCAGCCUGGUGGAAGCGGUCUUGAUUUCAGAAGGACUGGGACAGUUUGCUCAAGAUCCCAAGUUCAUCGAGGUUACCACCCAGGAGCUGGCCGACGCCUGCGACAUGACAAUAGAGGAGAUGGAGAACGCUGCAGACAACAUCCUCAGUGGGGGCGCCCAGCAGAGCCCCAACGGCACCCUCUUACCUUUUGUGAACUGCAGGGACCCGGGGCAGGACAGGGCUGUGGUCCCAGAGGACGAGAGCUGUGCUUAUGCCCUGGGGCGAGGCCGGAGCGAGGAGGCGCUCCCGGACAGCAGGUCCUACGUCAGCAACCUGUAGUCAGCAGGGCUGGCGAGACGCGGGUGUUUUUUAUUCGUUUCAAUGUUCCUAAUGGGUUCGUUUCAGAAGUGCCUCACUGUUCUCGUGACCUGGAGGUAACCGGAACAGCGUCUUCAUUCACUGCUGUCGGGAUAAGCCUCAGAGCUGGGCGGUGUACGGAGUCGGCUUUUCAGGGGAGAAGGCCAAGGCCGUGGUGCGGGGCUCCAGCACCUCCCGCGGCAGCACCGCCCAAAGGACCCCACCCCUCCUAAGCAAAAGGGUGUUUUCCCCUUGCUUGUAUAAACAGUCAUUUGCACACGUUCUGUCUGAGCCUGGCCGUCUCUAUGGAGCAGGGCCCCGGGGAUCUAUGGCAGGAAUGGGCCAGCGCCCCCAGUAGGAGCCGGGAGGUGGCUGCAAGGUUCCCAGCAGUGCAGGUCUGGUCCCUAUGGUCCCUUCAGGGAUCCUUCCCCUGCAGGAGCUGAGAUGCAGGUGGCAGGAGCCAGUGCAGACCACACCCGCCCGCCCUCAGCUAGCCAGGCCAGGGGGCGCAGGCUGCUGCCUGGUGCUCUGGGUUUCAUGGUUUGAUGGUUCUUGUCAGCAUGUUGCGGUUUUCUGGGUUUUGAUUUCUUUAUUACUAUUUGUUGUGUUUUCUCAUGGGGAGGGGAGGAAGAAGAGCGUUUACAACGGCGCGGCCUCACUUCACUGUUUCCACAUUUGUGUAUUUAAGUCGGAUUUGGCUUUAAUUGUAUUCUUUAAAUGGUGCGGUCCACCCCACCCUCACCCCGCAUUGGAGCAAGGGUUCAGUACCACCACAGGGAGGUUUUACCUGCUCUGUGUAUGCCCAGUAACUUGUUACAAUUUCCUUAAGUAAAAGCAACUUUUUUUUUCCUUUCGGGUUUGGUUGAGCGUCACAGUCUGCCGGUUAACAGGCAGUUAGAUAGGGUGGUGUGCACCUGGGCAGUUGAGAAGGGCUCCUUUCUAUGCUAGGCAUAUGGAUUGGUUCAGGAGAGAAGAAAUAUGGGCAUCUUUGUGUCACACGUGUGUCCAUAGUGGGUCGUCUGUGUUUAUGUGCACCCACACAGUAUGUGCACACCCCACCCCACCUCCGCACAAAAGUCUGUAGAUCCCCUUUCAGGUUUGACUGCAGGGAGUUCUAAAUCUGGGGCUAUUCAAAAGCAAGAACAAAUCACUGUCUCUGCUUCUGCUUCUGAAACAAGAAUCGGUAACUGCAUUUUUUCUGUCCCACGAGAUAUGCAAAAGCAAUGCAAUAAUAUCCAUUUUAAAAUACGAUUGUUGAGUUGUGUCAGCAUUAAAAUUCUAUUUUAAAAAACACGAAAUUUAAGGGAAAAACUCAAGAAGACAUUUUGCUUCGAUAUAUUCUGUGUAAUGUUUUAUUGCAUUGAUAAUGUUUCUGUUGAAGAAACUGUUAUACUUGAAUUCAGGUCAGUUUCAGUAUUUUUCAAAUAUUUUUUUAAAACCGAAUUGCAAUUGUGCCAAGCAGAUAUAAUGACUUAAGUUUGUUUUAAAAUUCACUUCUUGUAUAUUUUGCUGCAUGUAAAGUAAAUCAUUUUGUAUUUGGAGUGUGACAAGCUUUA